CAGACUUCGUUCAGGAGCCGACAUGAAGCGCAAGCUCCGGUGGUUUGACCUCGUCUCUCUUGGUAUCGGUGGAAUGCUCGGAGUCGGUGUCUUCGUGACCACCGGACCCGUCGCACGUGACAUCUCUGGCCCAGCAGUAUUCAUUUCCUACGUCGUCGCUGGUUUCUCGGCACUUUUGUCCUCACUUUGCUACACAGAGUUCUCAGUUAACGUUCCUGUCGCCGGUGGAGCUUUCAGUUAUCUCCGAGUCACUUUCGGUGAGUUCAUCGGGUAUUUCGGAGGAGUCAAUAUAUUAUUGGAGUACGUUUUAUCAAACGCGGCGAUUGCUAGAAGCUUUACGGAGUAUAUGUGUACUGCCAUUGGCGUUUCUGAUCCAAACGCUUGGAGAAUCAAAGUGAAUGGUCUUACGAAAGGUUACAAUGAACUUGAUUUUCCUGCCGUCGCACUUGUUCUUAUCCUCACUCUUUGCCUUUGCCAUAGCACGAAGGAAAGCUCCAUGCUGAACCUAGUGAUGACGGUGUUCCACGUAAUAUUCUUCGGAUUUGUAAUAAUCGCCGGAUUCUGUCACGGUAACGGAGUCAAGGCGCUAGUGGAGCCUGGAGGUCUGACUCCAUACGGUGUUCGCGGAGUGGUUAACGGAGCUGCCGUCGUCUACUUCAGCUACAUUGGAUAUGAUACCGUUUCCACUCUUGCUGAAGAGAUCCAAAACCCUUCCUUCAGUCUUCCCGUUGGAAUCAUCGGCUCCGUCUCCAUAGUCUCCGUUCUCUAUUGUCUCAUGUCUCUCGUACUCUGCGUCAUGGUCCCCUACGAUGAGAUAUCAAAGAGCGCGUCUUAUGCGGUUGCGUUUCGGAGGAUCAGGUGGGGUUGGGCAGGGAAUGUGGUUGGUGCAGGUGCGAGUCUAGGGAUCGUGGCAUCGCUUUUAGUGGCGAUGUUAGGGCAAGCGAGAUACCUUUGUAUGAUCGGAAGAGCCAGGCUGGUCCCGUCAUGGCUCGCCAAGGUUCAUCCUUCUACAGGAACUCCCUUGAACGCUACUCUCUUUCUCGGCAUAUGCACAGCUGCGAUUGCGUUGUUCACCGAUCUAGAAAUAGUGAUGGAGCUGAUUUCCCUCGGAACGCUCUGUGUUUUCUACCUAGUCGCAAAUGCUCUUCUCUAUCGCAAAUACACCUUAACAGGCCAAAACGCACCUUUUCACACACUCUCGUUUCUUGCCCUCCUAUCUUCUUUCUCACUGGCGUUCUCCCUCUGGUGGAAACUUAACAAACCGUGGUGGGGCCUGACGCUAUUUAUUGCAAUCACUAUAGCAGUCACUGCGUUUUUCCAAUACCACAUGUGGUCUACGGCUAAUAAGAAUCUUCUGCCACCUUGUCCAUCGAAAUGGUCGGUGCCGUUUAUGCCGUGGCCGGCAGCAGCUUCAGUGUUCCUUAAUGUUUUUCUAACGACAACACUAAAAACGUUGUCGUUUCAGAGGUUUGCGAUUUGGACGUGCCUUGUAACGGUGUUCUAUGUGUUGUAUGGCGUUCAUAGGACUUAUGAGGCGGAAGAGAUGGAUAAAGUAGAGGUUGUUGAAACUCAUGUGACUAGCACGAGGGUGCAACCGUUAAAGUUGGACAAGGUUCAAAUGGCAAUUCCUUAA
Messenger RNA from Eruca vesicaria subsp. sativa (arugula), 1633 nucleotides. NCBI's taxonomy places the organism in Eukaryota, Viridiplantae, Streptophyta, Magnoliopsida, Brassicales, Brassicaceae. The record is from the annotation of a GenBank genome assembly.